AUGUUAAUGGAAUAUUGUCCUAAUGAUCUCUUCAAUUUAUUGAAAGGAAAUACUAAUGUUACAGAGGAUCAAAUGCUCAGAUAUAUGCAUGAUAUAUUAAUUGCUAUUAAAGCUUGCCAUGAUCGCAAUAUCGCUCAUAAUGAUAUUAAACCAUCCAAUUUCUUGUUAGAUAAAUAUGGUCGUAUCAAAAUGUGCGAUUUUGGUCUCUCAAGAAUGUACGAUGAACACUGCAUGAGUUCCUGCUAUCGUGGAACAAUGCUUUUCAUGGCACCAGAACUUUUCAAGAAGUCACCAUAUAAUCCAUUAAAGGCCGAUAUUUGGUCAAUCGGCAUUACAUUCUUCUAUAUAGCUACUAGAUCAUUCCCAUUUUUUGCUGCUGAUAAGCAGGUCUAUAUUAAAUCCUUGAAUUCGGGUAUUUAUCCACAGUUCAUUGUACAGAAUCCACAGUUAAGAGUCCUUAUUCAGUCUUGUUUGCAAGUUAACCCAGAAGCGAGACCAACGAUCGAUGAACUCCUCCAAAUGCCAUAUUUCGAUUCUUAUAAUUCUUCGGCUUUCAGAAUGAAAGAAGGAAUCAGAUUGGCAUGCAGCCAGAAUGCUCUUAAUAUGGCACCGUCCUAUCAAAGAUUAACUAAGUUAUCUUCUGGACGUUGCUCAUUAGUUCCAAUCAGGAAACCAAAUAUGCGUAAUAUUGUUAAUAAGAAAGCCACAAUUUAA
Messenger RNA from Trichomonas vaginalis G3, 714 nucleotides. RefSeq names its product protein serine/threonine kinase protein. Gene Ontology annotation, molecular function: ATP binding; protein kinase activity. The transcript has a single exon. NCBI's taxonomy places the organism in Eukaryota, Parabasalia, Trichomonadida, Trichomonadidae. Gene Ontology annotation, biological process: protein phosphorylation. Bases 1 to 714 code for a protein of 237 amino acids. The record is from RefSeq and is a predicted model, not a curated record.